CAGGAGAGGAGGGGGGUGGGGGUGGGGGGGACCAGGGGUGCGUGGCUGCAACAUGCCUGCGCCUCUCCACACAAUCUGCUGCACAAUCCAACUUUCCUGUGCAUUCUCACGUCACCUGCACGCCGAACAUAAAUUUGGCAUCCUAUGCAAAUAUAUGCUGACGUAAAAGAUCAUGUGGUUUUUGUCGUCGAUCCCCCCUAUGAGCAACGAGGAGGCUUUUCUUUUUUUUUUUUCCUCCUCUCUACUGUUGUCUUUAGGUUAGCUAUGCUACAAUCUUUACUGUACCCAGCGCUAGCUAUAUGCGCCCCGCACCGCACCACUCUGGAUCUCUGGGAAUAAUCAACUUCCAGGCUGUCGCACCCUGCAAACAGAGACCUCGCACAGAUUCCACGGGAGAUUACCCAGAGUGCCGCUGGCCUGAGGAUCAUCCUGAAGAGAGGGAGCGAGAGUACAGGGAGGACGCACAGCAGUGAUUGGAGGAGGAGGAGGAGGAGGUGGAGCCACAAGAGGACCCCCUCCUCCCUCGACUGAAGCCCCUCCCCCUGAGGAAGUUGCACUUGAGUGCCGCCGCCGCCGCCGUCUGUGAUGCCCUCCCAUGACGCCCAGGUCGGAAGCUGACACUGCCAGUGAGCGGGAGACGCCACUGCACAACCGGUCCUGGGCCGGCACCGUCAGCCAGUUCUCGCCUUCCAUCUUGCACACUGGAGACUCAAGCUCCACCCACCUAUCAGUAUCCACAACCAUCAGCUCUGACUCCCCACAAUAAGGAUCAAUCACAAACUGACACACUGACACCCUUAGCCAGCACCAGCAGCAGCAGCAGCAGCAGCAGCAACAGCCAAAAACAACACUAUCUGCGACGCAAUCAGCAACACCAGCACCACCAGAAUCACCACCACCAGCAGCAGCCGUCAUGUCCAGUCGUAGGAAGUCCUCCACCCCGUGCAUGGUCCGGGUCAGCGACCUGCCAGAAGAGCAAGAAGAACCAGAGGAGGUAAUGGACAUGGAGGUAUCGACAGACAAAGAAAGGUCAGAGUCACCUGAAUCUGCAGAGAAGAGUCCAACAGCUCUCCAACAGGAGACUCUAGAGAAUCCAGACCAGCAGGCGUUUCCAAAACCAGUGGAAAGCCAGAACCCUGAGCCGUCAGAUCAAGAGGAGCAGUCGGGUAAAGAAAACCAACUCCCUGUCAUUGAAGAUGUUGAAUGCAGAGAGGAUAAAGACAGCGAGGACAUGGACUCCGACCCGGCCGCCCAGAAGACGCAGACCAGAGGCUACGAGUGCAAAUAUUGCCCGUUCUCAACGCAGAACCUGAAUGACUUUAAAGAGCACGUGGACUCAAGCCACCCCAACGUCAUUCUCAAUCCGUUGUACCUCUGUGCCGUGUGCAACUUCAACACCAAGAAGUUCGACUCACUCACGGAGCACAACGAGAGCCAGCACCCGGGGGAAACAAACUUCAAGUUCAAGAGGAUAAAGAACAACAAUCAGACGAUCUUAGAGCAGACAAUCGAAGGCAAGGACAAUUCAGCGGAAUGUGACGGGACGACCGAGCAGGGCGAGAGCAGCGCCGUGUUUCCGCCUUGCAUAUCAACCACAGUGAAAAGCGUGGACAAUAUCCAGCCGUUCUACCAAGGGAGCGAGCUGAAAAGCCAGCUGGAGGGCCUGAUGCAGAAGGAUCAGAUCACUGCAGUGAACGUCAACGGAACGGUCAUCAUCCCUGAACCCACCAUCCUGCAAGGGCUCUCCCAUGUCACCCCGCUGCUCCAGCGUCCGCCCAACUUUAACUCUGUACCAAAAAUAGCUGUUCCCUUGAACACCACCAAAUAUAACCCUUCUUUGGAUGACAACUGGACGCUGAUCACCUCCUUCAACAAGUUCCCGUACCCGACGCACGCCGAGCUGUCCUGGCUGACGGCGGCAUCCAAGCACCCGGAGGAGCAGAUCAAGGUCUGGUUCACCACCCAGCGGCUGAAGCAAGGAAUCACCUGGUCCCCUGAGGAGGUGGAGGAAGCCAGGAAGAAGAUGUUCAAUGGCUCCAUCCCUCCCGCCCAUCACACAUUCACCAUCCUGCCUACCAGCCCAGUCUCUCAGCCGUCUGCCAAAUCCUUACAGCCAAUCGUCCACACUCACGUACGGACGGUUCAGUCCAACGGGGUGAGUGUGAGCUCCUGCGCCGGAGUGAAACGGACGCACUUGACGACGGUGUUCGGCCCCGAGUCCAAGAGGCCGAUUAUGGCGGUUGCCCCGCAUUCUGGUGACCCUAAAGACAAGAUACUCAUGGCUCCCCCUCCGCCUCCCCCUCCACACAAAGACCGCCUCCCAAUGGCUCCACCUCCUGUUCCGAUGGAGAUGAAGAGACCUGUAGCAGUUCCUUUGGUCACCGCAGAGAUGAAGAGAUCAUCCGCUACUGUGCCUUUAAUGCCACCGCCAUCAUCGUUGUCCUCACCGUCUUCUUUGUCUAAAGGGAAGAUUCUUCCAACGUUAGGAAACCACAGAACAAAGCCCUUGGUGUCUAUUCCCUCCAUAAUAUUUCCAGAGUCUUUAACAAGGGGGCUGAUAGUUCCCCCGCCUAUUUAUGCCCCUCGAUAUAAGAACUCGUUAAUCCUUCCUCACCAGUUUCCUUCACCCCUCUCUUCCAAAGAAAUACCCCAGAAUAGCCAUGCUAUGCCAGCUGCUGAUCCGAAGCUGCCAAACUCCCCUCCUCUUAUCAGCCCGCAGAUAAGGAGGCCCACCAUAAUCCAGUCCAUUCGAGCUCCGGCAAAAGCCCCGUCCCAUAUUCCAGGGUUCCCCUUGGAUAGCAAGAAACUGAAGGAGCAGCGGGGGGUCGAGCUGAGAACCAGCUACCCCAGAGGAGACAGGGUACUCACUCCUCUGGCAGAAGCCAACGGGACAUCCCGCAUGGACGGGAAAUGGUCCCACGGUCAAGUCUCCCCGGCUCCCAACAAUGGAAUCAUGCAUUUUGAUGCAGAGCACCAAGCGGCGUCCAAGCUAGACUUUCAGCAGAAGUCCUCGGUUUUGACCCAGUUCCCUUUACUGGAGAGGAUGAAAGGAAAGACCGCGGAGCAGCUGAAGAUCCUGGAGGAGAACUUCCUGAGGAACAGCUUCCCGACACACAGCGACGUGGACAAUCUGGCGACCAACACCCACCUGUCUCACCAGGAAAUCGACAGCUGGUUCGUGGAGCGCCGCGCACUACGAGACAACCUGGAACAAGCCCUUCUCAACUCCAUGGGCACCAAGAGGAUGGGCCCCGGUGGCGUCUCUGCCAUUAUGAAGAAGCAGCUUCAUCAUCAGCAGCAGCAGCAACACACUCUACAGCUGAAUGGGAUUCACAAGCCAAGCAUAGGCGUGGGCCUCCUGAAGAGCCAUCUUCCACCGUCCCACGCUCUGCCCAUCAUCGCUCCCGGCGCCAUCGCCUCCUCCAUCUCCAACCAGAAUUCAUGCUUAGUGCCUCCUGACAGCCGAUCUAUGGCGCUCCUCAAGGACGAUUUUGCUCAAACGCGGUGGCCUUCCCCUGAGGAGAUUAGCCAACUAGAGGGUCGGACAGGAUUUGCUCGCGCCGAGCUCGCCCGCUGGUUCACCGACAGCCGGCUGCAGAGCGGGAACAUGGAGCUGAAAGAACUUUUUCAUAACAAUGGAGUGAACGGAGGGCAGGUGCCACCUGUGUGCUCUCCUGAAAACGCGCCUCCCAGCAUCAUCCAGCGCUGCCAGGACGGAGCGAUGGCAAACAACGGCAGUAAGGUGCUGGAGGUCGAGCUGGGAUGGCUGAUGGAGCAACGCAGUCAACAACAUGAUGAGCUCCAGGACCGGUUUGCUGGCAGACUGAGGCAGCAGAACGUGGCGGAGCUGAAGAACGGGGGAGUCGUGGGAGGAGCGCGGGAGAUGUUCGGGAGCUGGCUGGAGGACGGACACCUGAGGAGAGGACGGGAGCUGCUCCUGGACCGGGAGAGGAAGAUGGCGGAGGAGUCGUCUGGGAGGCUGACUGGAUAAAACGGUGCGAAUAGGAUUUGCCGCCAUCGCCGCCCCCGCUGCUGGAAACAUACAGGAGGAGAGAAAAAACGAGGUGGACGCAGAAUGGAGCAACAAAAAGAAGAUUUUUUUUAAUGAUCAGAUAUUGUAUUUUUUCUUUGUUUUUUUUCAUUUUUUUCUCAUUUUUUUACCGAUUUUUUUAUCUCUUGAUUGUCGCAGCCCAGAUCACGCACAACAUCCCCCCGUCCGUCCUGUAAUCUCGUCAGAGUCCCGACCCGAAGCGACCCCUCCACAGAUGUGAGGUUCACGACAAAAAAAAAGAGAUGAGUUUAAAUAAGACCGCGGCUCCCAAAUUAAAAUCAGGAGAGUGCAGGGAGAAAUUCAGGGUCACGAUCUGUGAAGAUAAUUGAAAUUUCCCUCCCUAUUUCUCCUUCCUUUUAUCCUCUUUUCAUUUUGGUUUCACAAAAGUAUAACAAUACCAGAGAACAUCUUCACCUCGUGUUUGCAGAGACGAGGCUCAGAACACAAACACUAUCAGAGAGGCAGCUUGUAGCAGAUUUCUAAAAUGCCGUAAACAAUCAGAGUUAGUGAUCAAAGGUGCGAGAGAGUCCUCAACAGCUGCUCGAAGCGCUGCAGCAUCCGUUUGAGCUGAAAUCCAGAUUCUCUUCCAGUAGGAACAGCUCCUUUAAAUCCUCAAACAUCCUUUAAGAGAUUAAAAAUCACAACAUAUUAAUAACCCUUGAACUUCUUCUGAAAGAACGGGAUAAGGUCCUGUUUUUAAUGCAUUUAUUAAACAUUAGGGUUGGUUCUUACACCUCCCCUUUAAAGGAAGCUCCCAUCUCACUGUUCUUAUUCACUUUUUAUAUAAUGGACAGAAAACGUGUCCAAAAGUCUGAAAAGAUUUUAAGCUAAAGGCUUAAGCUACUUUAGGCUUAAAAUGAAACAAAUUUAAUAUUUCCAGCAUUUAUUUUUACAUGUUUUUCAUGUUUUGAUGUGUUUUAAUUAUGGAUGAGGGCAACUGAAAACAUUUAGAAUUCAGAUAUUUUUCUUUUUUUAAAAAUUCAGAUUUUUUUUUUUUGUAAUUUAGAUUGAAAACAUUUUUUACUUUUUUUUUAAUUCUGACUUUAGUCCCUGGGGCCUGUUGCACCAGCUCUGUAUGAGUCAUCUUCUAAGUAAGGGUGUAAAGUCCACACUAAACCAUGUGUUGGGACUGGUUAGUUUAAAACUUAAGUUGUUGCACCAAGCGGACAAAAAAGUUCACCUUAAUGUCCAAACCUGAGAAAAAACUGACGGAGAAAUUAUGUUUUCCCUGUAUUUGGUGGAAAGCUCUUAUUUUGACGGGGUGUUUGUUUAAGAGCUGACUCUCAUGUCUGAACUUUGAAAAAAGAAAGACAGAAUUGAGAGAUCAAGGAGGGAAUUCUGACAUCAAAGGUGGAAUUCUGACAUCAUAAUUCUGACAUCAAAGGUGGAAUUCUGACAUCAAAGGCGGAAUUCUGACAUCAUAAUUCUGACAUCAAAGGCGGAAUUCUGACAUCAUAAUUCUGACAUCAUAGGCGGAAUUCUGACAUCAAAGGUGGAAUUCUCACAUCAUAAUUCUGACAUCAUAAUUCUGACAUCAUAAUUCUGACAUCAUAAUUCUGACAUCAUAAUUCUGACAUCAUAAUUCUGACAUCAUAAUUCUGACAUCAUAAUUCUGACAUCAUAAUUCUGACAUCAGACACAGAAUUCUGACAUCAAAGGCGAAAUUCUGACAUCAGAGUUGGAACUUUUUUCUCAGAAUUCUGGGAAUAAAGUCAGAAUUUUGAGAUAAAAAUCAGAAUUCUGACUUUAAUUUCAGAAUUUGUGGAGGAUAAAGAAUUCUAUCCUCAGAAAAAGAAAAAGAAAAUCUUUCAGUGGCUGUAAUCUUUGACAAUUAGUGCCACAGAAAUACUUGUUUUACCUGAGAUCUGGCCUUGUUUUUUUUCUUUUGCAAAUUUUCUGUUUCUGUUUUUUAAAAAUACUCAAAUUAAAGUCAGAAUUCAGAUUUUUUUCUGCCGCCUCAGAAUUCAAACCUUAAAGUCAGAAUUUUGAAAAAGCAGUCAAACCUUAGAUAAAGAAAAACAGUUGCCUUUAUACUACACAUUAAUUAAACAUAUCAAAUUCUGCUCUGAUUUCAAAAUAAAAGACCCACUCAUUCUGGAGAGAAACAACAGAUUUUUUUAGGGCAGCUGAAAUAAAAAGUUUGAUUUAAGGGUUGAGGUCUCGGUAACGUCUCUUUAAGAGGAUGAUUUCUUUACGUUGAUUCGAGGUCAGAAAGAAGCCGAUAGUCAGAUGAUUGUAUUUUUUAAAAGUCCCUUAAAAAGAACGUUCCUCAGAACUCUCUGUGAUCCAGACUUCACCUCAGGACCCGAACCCUGAACUUUCCCUUUAAGCCCCUCUGAAGGCGGCGGAGCGGCAGUGCAGUGAAGGGGGGGAUUAACAGGUUGUGAACUCUGAUGGACGGAUGUUUGUGGUGGAGGUGAUGUUGUGUGUGACCUGAGGACAAGGAGGAGGAGGAGGAAGAGGAGGAGGAGGAGGAGGAGGAGGGUGAACCGGAGCACUGAAUGUGUGCCUGCAGCAGCAGUCUUGACUGUACACAGAAACACGUCAACCGACCGACAGUUGAACAGACAGACGGACGGACGGACAGAGGGACAGGGUGGAUUUAAAACAAACAAACAAACAAGAAAUAAAAAAAAAACAGCAACAAACAACGCCGAGUGCCAAAGCUGGGAUCUGCUGCAUUCUCACUACACUUUAAAAAAAGGGUUCUUCUUCUUCUUCUUCUUCUUCUUCUUGUAAAUAGGAUAUAUAUGUUUGUUUGUUUGUUUGUUUUGUUUUUCCUGUAUUGCUACGGAUUUGUAAAAUUUUGCGGUAAAAGAAAAUUUGUUACAUUUUGUAAAAAUUGGAGCAACUCGUCCCCCCCCCCGAAACCCUCCAACGUUUGGUUUUAAACCUCCUUCUUUUUUUUUUUUUUUUUUUUUUUUUAUUGCAUCCUUCUUUUUUUUUUCUCAUUGAUGGACUUUUUAAAAACAAACGGUGCCAGCUCGGUGUGUUUUUUAUUUCAUUUCUUCCUCCGUCUCUCUUUCUCUUUUUUGUACUGAACCAGAGUGGAACCACUACAGAAAAAAAAAGAAAAACAGAACACACACACACACACACACACACACACACACACACACACACACACAAAAAAAAAGACGGACCAGUUGGCAAUACUUCAGUCACUUCUUCUUCAUCUCACCGGCACUGGACUUCCGCCCGCCACUUCCCUGCUGAGAGGAGAGGAGGGGUGGGAUGAAGAGGAGGAGGAGGAGGAGGAGGAGGAGGAGGAGGAGGGGGGACUUCGCUUCACAUCUAAUCAGAUUUAAAAAAACAAAAAACACAAAAAAGCACCUUUGGACCUUUUUUCCUUUUUUUUUUACUGUGCUGAAGUGAAGUCAAGUGCUAUUAUUAUAUUAUUAUAUUAUUAUUAUUAUUGUAGCCACUCUGUCUGGAACCCUUUUUUG
Molecule: messenger RNA, 7497 nt
Organism: Notolabrus celidotus (New Zealand spotty)
Lineage: Eukaryota; Metazoa; Chordata; Actinopteri; Labriformes; Labridae
Product: zinc fingers and homeoboxes protein 2
Exons: 5
Coding region: 914-3991 (1025 amino acids)
Biological process (GO): regulation of transcription by RNA polymerase II
Cellular component (GO): nucleus
Molecular function (GO): DNA-binding transcription factor activity, RNA polymerase II-specific; DNA binding
Source: RefSeq, a predicted model, not a curated record